UAAUUAUGUGAAUAAAAAAUGGCGGCGCCCAUAUAGAUUAUUUCAGAAAAAAACUUUAUGUGUAAAAUGCACGGUUGAAGUACUGCAGACAAUGUGAUUAGAAGAGGGCAUUCACAGCAGAUGCUGCGCUAACCUUAGCACUGUGAAGUUUGUCGGAUACGCAUUUUAUUUUUUAGCAAGGGUUCAAGAGCGAGUCAUUCAUUUUCUCGACAUAGAGAAGCGACAGUUUCUGUUUACAAACAGGGUGAAUCAUCAUGUUGCCCACAUUGGCGCUUAUUUUGAUCUCGUUUCUGUGUGGAAUAAUCCUGACGCUGGUCGUCCAGAUCUAUAUUAUCGCUCGUUACGUGCAGAGACAGCCCGUCUCCGAGAUUCCUUACGGUGCACAGACUUCAAAAGCCGCGUUGCCACAGGAACUUCAGAACCUGGUCUUGAAUCUUGACCCAACGAAAGAAGACAGCUGUGAUAGCCUCAACUUGUUUGUUCAGUUCUUGUUUAGAGAACUGAAGGACACCAAACGAAUAAGAGAAUGGGUGACCAAGAAGAUGAAUGUAGAGUUUGAAGAACUUCUGCAGACUACCACAGGGAGAUUAGUUGAUGAAAUCUCUGUGCGGCAUUACACUUUGGGGAAUACAUUUCCUGUGGUGAAGUCGUCCAAAGUGGCUGCUGUCAAGUUACAUGAUGACAGGCAGAGCAUGGAGGAACUAGAUUUGAAGUUAGACAUUGAAUACUCUGGAGGUUUCAAGUUAGCAAUAGAUGUAGACCUCAUAUUUGGAAAGUCUGCCUUCCUGUCUGUGGAGCUGUCCAAACUGAAGGGAAGACUGCGCUUACAGUUGUCAAGGCUGCCUUUUACACACUGGUCUCUGACAUUUUAUGAGGAACCUAUUAUGGAAUUUGAAGUGGAUUCCAGGUUUGAAGGAAGACCCAUUCCACAACUGACAUCUCUAAUUGUUAAUCAGUUAAGGCGUACAAUCCGUAAGAAACACACAUUGCCAUUCUAUAAAAUCCGCUAUGGUCCCCUCUUCCCCAAACAAGAACCCGAGUCCAGCUUUCCUGAUGUGAGACAUGAUGAGAGGAGUAUCUGUACAGGUAGACUACAGGUGGGCCAGCUCACCUGUUCCAGGCUGGCAGACUAUGGAGGAGAUGCACACCUGUACUGUACACUGGCUAUUGAUAGUGCACCUUGGGUAGACCUGGCUAUGAAGAAGAGAAGAGUAUAUAAAACAUAUGAGGUGCCAAUAAACAGACCUGUGGGUCAAAAUUUGGGACUUCUUUUUAGAGAGGAAUUUAAUGUGGACAAAUAUGAAAAUGUUCUGGUUAUAGAGGCUGUGUUUGAUAACUCCCCAGCCAAGGAAGGAAAUAUAAAAAAGGGUGACAUCAUGUCAGCAGUCAAUGGUGUCAAGAUCAACUCAGAAAAACAAGCUGCAAAAUUGAUCAAACAAGCUGGAGAAAAAUUCAACUUGCGUAUGGAGAGAGUGUCUGUAGUGAAACCCAAGAAGAAGAAUGUUCAGCAGUUAAGUGGAGAUGAGUUGGAGGAGGACAGGCUCAGUCUCAAGGAACCUGGCCCAGACACUCAAAGCAUUUACACAGAGCCAUAUGAAGACUUCAUCAACAUCACCGAGGCCGCAGUGAACGGUGUUGACGGAGACAAGCUGGAGAGUAGCUACAGUGGCGCCACCAGUGGUGAGGGAUCUCCGCUGCAGAGACGCCGAUUUCCGUUCCUACCCAAACAGCCCAUGUUCUUGAGGAAGAGAAUGACUAAACAGGGCAAUGAAUCCAAAGGAACAAACUCGUCAUCAUCAAAGGCCACACCCUUGCCCAGUGUGUCAGCCCCUGCCGUAGUGAAGGAAGACCCAGCUGUCGAAGUGGUCAAGCUCAAAGACAAGGUCAAGGACAGUGUUUCAAGUGGAGACAGUUUGGCAUCUUGUAGAACCCAUAGUGAUCCUUCUUUAAAUACCAAGGAAGAACCCUCCAUCCCCUCAGACAACAUGAGCCUGCCAGAUAUAGACCUGCCUCCACUCCACAUCCGUACCACCAGAGACCGGGCUGACACAGAGACUGACAUGGACCUGAGAAAGACAUCUUUAGUCACUUAUGCAGUGGAGCCAAAGUGGAAUGAAAACUUCACAUUUGAAGUCCAGGACCAUCAUAAAUACUUCAACAUCUGUGUGUGGUGCAAGACCUCAGCCAAAGUGGACAAACAGUUCCGGGUCAUCAAGCCAGAGAUGGACUUUGUUAUAGGACAUGUCAGUAUACCCCUGAUGGAGAUAGCUGACCAGUGCUUGGCCACCACCCAAGGUGACCGACAGCUGACAUAUACACUACUGCCAUCCAUGACAAGGGGAGGAGCAAGCCGAUCUAAAACCAAACUGAGUCUCCAGCGAGGAUUUGAUGAAUCUCUGACGUUUGGGGACAUCACUCUCACAUUUCGCCACGACCCUGGGCCCCUGACUCCACAGCAGAGGAAGAAAAUCAGAGAGGAGAUUAAAAAACAGAUGGAGGACGAAAAAGAGAGGAAAACUCUGCAGAUAGACUCUGUGAGACCCCUGACUGUAGGGAAUGAAGAGAUUAGAAAGUCCUUAGAGGGAGGUCAUGACUUUGUAGAAACUAACUUCCAUUCUGUUACUUACUGUAACUUUUGUGGAAAGAAGAUCUGGUUAAAGGCCGCCUACCAGUGUUUAAUGUGUACCAUGAUCUGCCAUAAGAAAUGUAUUCAACGUUGCCAGUCCACUAUUACUUGUCCAAGAAACGGGAAGCCGCCAGAUGUGCCAAAGCCAGUACAGGAGGAGAAGACAGAAUCCAACUUUCAUCGAAAGAAAGAACACGUCAAAGAAGCAAUACUCACCAGACUGCGUAAGAAAACAGGGUCAUCACCACUGAUCACUGGCAGCGAGGAGCUCCUAAGAGCAUCAGGAGAAGUGAAGAUGGACCUACCAGAGAGUUCAGUGGGGACUGGAGUGAAGGAUGAUAACUUUGUCCAAACUAAAGCUAAAAAAUCCCAAAGACGAAGACUGUCCAACAGUGAAUCUGCAGAAACUAAGGAAUUUGACUCCUCAGAGACCAACAGUUCAGACUCGGAGGAGGAGUUGAACCUGAUCCAGUUCCUGCAGAAGCACCAGAAGACGCACCAACAUGAGGAGCAGGUGGUCUCCAAGGCCAAGGAGAUGGGGAGAGAUCUGCAUGCAGACCUGACACCUAUUGACAGGAGGGAUAAACUAGAUGCCAUGAUCACAAAAUUCCAGCAAGAGAUAGACCUGGAGUCGGAAUUUCGUGCCGACCUGCUGAAGGAAGAGAAGGAGGCAGUGCACCCAGAUCAGAAAGUCCAACUGAAGGCCAAAGUGAAACACUCUGAGGAGAAGAUCCAAGCCCUGGGCUAUCUCAUGCUCCAUUACUGUGCAGGCCUGCAACAUUGUCUGGAUCAGAUGGAGGAAGAGAAGCAGAAGAGAAAGAUGACCUCUGACGCUGCUAAGGUGAUCUCUGACGCUGCUAAGAUGACCUCUGACCCUGCUAAUGCUACAGAGGAGAAGCAGAGAAAGGAACAGGGAGAAGAGCUCUGACUGUUUACUUCAGGGGUUGUAACAGAAGGAACCGAGAACGGGAAUUAUGAAAACUGCUUUUUUUUUCACACAUCAUAUUGGGUUUCUGCUUUUCUCUAUUGACCUGGGAGUUGCAGUAUCCACAAGGAUUUUAAUUAAGCAGGUGUCUACAGAAUAUCAAAAGUUGUGCUCAUAGUCCCACAUAAUGAAAACUGAACUUUACCUCUUUUUUUGAAAGUUCUGGACUUCUGGUGUUUAGACCACCACAGUAUUGACUGGUUUGUGUCCAGUUGCUCUUUUAUUCUCUGGAGAACCACCUGCUAAGAUAAGCAAAGAUUUUUUCUCUUUUUUGUCCUUGAGAUUGCUAAAACUACAGUAUCUCCUUUGAAGUAUACUUUGGAGACUGAUAUAGACGGACAAUAAACAAUGAAAUAUAAUCAGUACUUAAUCUUAAUAUGAUAGUAGGUUGUCUUGCACAUAUAAACCCAUGUUGUGCACAGGUAUAUAUAAUAUAUAUAUAUGAAGCUCUGGCUUGACUGGUCAUAAUUUCAUGAUGCUAUAUUUUUUCAGUUAUUGACUUAGUCAAAUGCAAUUCAAACUCAGAUUGUGCAUAAAUUUCUUAUUAAUUUGAUUAAUCAUAUUUUUUGACCUCUUUGACUUAGAUUUAUUUUGUAAUUUUUUGAAGUUUGUUUUACCUCCAAAUGUUUUUAUUAGUUUUCUCUGUGAUAAAUUGAAAUCACAAAGCAGUUUCUUAGCUUCUUUGUAAUUGGUUACUUCUUUGAGCAGUGCUCCUUGUUACACCGCGUUGCCGUAGGAACAGUGCACCGAAGCUGAUCUUGCCGUCUUUAAUGCAUUUACUGUGAUAGAACUUGGAUGGAAAUUGUUUACUUGCUGAAUAUUGUCGUGAGUUAUAUGCUGGAACAUGUAGAAGAGCUUCUAAAUCAAUGCAUCAUGGAGAUUUCAGUGUAAUUACUGUUGUUUUGUGUGAAUUGUAUUAUUUAUGAAGUGAAUGAGCGCACAAAUUUGAAUAAGUGAAGAAUAACUGAAAAGUGCAAAACAUUCCUACCAGAGUGAAGAUGGUUAUUAAACAAGCCCAAAUAUAAAUUUUACAUUUUUUUUUUAAAUUAGGUUGCUAAAAUUUUAAAAUUUAUUGAUCCUGUGUGCUUGGAUGCCACAUGAGUGUUUUAAUAAUGUCUGUAAUAGUGUUGUCUUUGCAGUCAAUAAAUGUAUUGUAUACUCUUAA
Molecule: messenger RNA, 4776 nt
Organism: Lingula anatina
Lineage: Eukaryota; Metazoa; Brachiopoda; Lingulata; Lingulida; Lingulidae
Product: PDZ domain-containing protein 8
Biological process (GO): mitochondrial calcium ion homeostasis
Cellular component (GO): mitochondria-associated endoplasmic reticulum membrane contact site
Molecular function (GO): lipid binding; protein binding
Source: RefSeq, a predicted model, not a curated record